Brettanomyces bruxellensis is the source of this 1338-nucleotide messenger RNA. It is a transcript of the gene DBP8, whose product is annotated as Putative RNA helicase. Lineage: Eukaryota; Fungi; Ascomycota; Pichiomycetes; Pichiales; Pichiaceae. Gene Ontology annotation, molecular function: ATP binding; nucleic acid binding; RNA helicase activity. The transcript has a single exon. The record is from RefSeq and is a predicted model, not a curated record. The coding region runs from base 1 to 1338 and encodes 445 amino acids.
AUGAAAUCGUUUGAAGAAAUUGGCGUCCCAGUAUGGUUAAGAGAAGCUUUACAUGCCAUGCGAAUCACAACGCCCACACCCAUUCAAGCUGCUACAAUUCCAGAGAUAUUGAAGGGUCGUGAUUGCAUAGGUGGUGCUAAAACUGGAUCUGGUAAAACUAUCGCAUUUGCCGCUCCAAUGUUAACUAAAUGGGCGGAGGACCCUUGUGGAAUAUUUGGAAUUGUGCUAACUCCUACUAGAGAAUUGGCAAUGCAGAUCGCCGAACAGUUCACUGCUCUUGGAGCAAAUAUUAAUUUAAGAGUUGAGUUAGUGAUAGGUGGAGAGUCUAUGAUUGAACAAUCAAAUCGAAUUAAAGAGAACCCUGAUUUUGUUAUAGCUACACCUGGACGGUUGGCACAUAUUAUGAUGGAGCAUCCAGAUGAUGUUAGAGGUCUCAAGCGAGUUAAAUAUCUUGUUUUAGAUGAGGCUGAUCGUCUUCUUACGGACACUUUUGGUGAGGACCUAGCUACUUGCAUGAAUUCUCUUCCAGAGCCAACGAAAAGGCAGACACUUUUGUUUACGGCCACUGUCACCGACUCUGUAAGAUCUUUAAAAGAUAAACAUGUCGAAGAUGGGAAACAACCUGUCUUCAUAUAUGAACUAGAUAAGAUGGAUGACGUUAUCAUUCCUGAAAAGUUAUAUUUAGGAUUCAUGCUAACCCCGUUCAUGGUCAAAGAGGCUAUGCUUCACGAUUUGCUAACAGGUGAAGACUACGCAGAUGCAUCUUGUAUUGUUUUCGUGAAUAGGUCUGAAACGGCCGAGACAUUAAGACGAAUUUUGUUCAAAUUGGAUAUUAAAGUUACAUCUUUACACUCCCAACUUCCACAACAAGAAAGAACAAACUCUUUACAGCGUUUUAGGGCUGGAGCUGCUAGGGUUCUUGUCACCACGGAUUUGGGAUCUAGAGGUCUUGAUAUACCUAUUGUUAAGUUAGUUAUUAAUUAUGACAUACCCAGGGAUCCUGAUGAUUUUAUUCACAGAGUUGGUAGAACUGCAAGGGCUGGUAGAAAAGGCGAUGCAAUAUCACUAGUGACUCCGAAUGAUAUUAAGAGAAUAAUGGCAAUUGAAAAGAGGAUAGACCGUAAAAUGGAAGAAUACAAGAAGAUCACAGAUAAUCAAUUAAUAAAAAAGUCUCUAAAAGCUGUUUCCAAGGCUAAAGUGGAGGCUAGAAUGGAUAUGGAACGCGAUGGAUUUAACACUAGGACAAAAUUGCGUAAAAGAAGAUUGGAACUGGAACGGGACUACGAGGAGGGUGCCAAAAAGCACGUUAAAAAGUCUGAUAAAAUACAUCGGGUGUGA